Molecule: messenger RNA, 10453 nt
Organism: Linum trigynum
Lineage: Eukaryota; Viridiplantae; Streptophyta; Magnoliopsida; Malpighiales; Linaceae
Source: the annotation of a GenBank genome assembly
UAGUAAAAAAACAACCAACCAUGGAACCACCAAACACCUUGCCGAAAGAAAACCAGAAGCCAGAUAUAUAUAUAUAUAUAUAUAUAGAGAGAGAGAGAGAGAGAGAGAGAGAGAGAGAGAGUACUCAUGAACACAUCUAUCUUCUUGUCCCCAUCAUCUCAUGGUUCAAAUGUCUAAUUAGCAACACUUCAUUUCCCUUUUGUUUUAGCUAGCUUAGCUUAGCUUAGCUAUAUAUUAGUGUGAUAAUUAAUGACUGGUAACCCUUUCUGCAUAUCUCCCAUACCAGAUUGACAAUGCCAUCUGAUCUUGUUUCUUCUGUUUGCUACCCUUUUCAAAAACUUCCAACUUUCCUUCCCUUUGAACAUUUGCGGCCAUUAUUGGGACAUGAACCUUUCCAUUCUCUCUCUUUCUUCUGUUCCCUUUCCCCUCCCGUGUGGCUGGAACUGCAGAUCACAUUAUUGUACUGGUUCCUCUUUCUCUCUGUAUAAAUUUCCUCCCUUUAUAUGAAUUUGCUUCUGGGUUUUAAUCAGCUGAUCCAUCUGCAGGCAUAACCGAUUUAGGGUUUCCUUUCCAACCCUAGUUCCUAUUAUAUAUUAUUAUUAUUAUUAUUAUUAUGUGAUUCGAUUUUCAUAUAUUAUUAUAUUGAAUAUCUCAUCAUCAUUUCUGCAUAAGAUGGAGAUCUUAUAUGUAUAUGAUCUGAAUUCAAUUUCAGUCCUGCUAGCUAGUUUGAGUGAGUGAGAACUGAUUUGGGGAGGGAAGUAAAGGGAGAGAGAGCUUUCCUUUAGUCCAUACAUGGAAGGGAAUAUUAUGAUGAUGAGAGAGUGAGAAAAGGGGGUGGAAGUAGCUGCCGACUCAUUCACUCAUUCACCAGUAGUAGGGCAAAAAAUGGCGGAUUACUAAAGUGAGUGUGUGAAUGAAGCGGGAGAUAAUUCUACUAUCCCUCUCCUUCUGUGCUUGGACUGAAGGGAGCUCCUUCUCUCCUUCUCUCCUUCCUCUCACCCUCAGCCUUAUCAAGAUCUUUUUUCAUUUUGUUGUUGUUGAUGAGGAAGUACUUAAGGCAAACAAACUCCAGUCACCUUCACUGUGAUAGUACACAAUCUGCUCACCGAUUCCUGCAGCUGGAACCAUCUUUGUGCAUAUCUAGCCAAUGAAUUCACCCAUCAAAAUUAAGGGUAUGUCUUUAUUAUCUGCUGAUAAUCUAUUUUCUGUAGCACCUUCUUUUUUUCUUUUCUGUGUAUGUAUGUUUUCACUAACCCAUCACGCAUGUGUUAGUGUUGUGGUAUAUGAUUCACGAUGGAACCUCUCUCAACAACUCGAGUUAUUGAGAGCAACUGUUUCUUGACAUUGUAUCAGAGCCUUCUGUGACCAAUGAGGUCUUGUGUUCGAUUCCGGUGACCCCCAUUUGUUAAGCACAUGGUAUUCUAAUCUUCAUACCUGUGCAAACUUCAAGCCCUUAUGAGUGGCUUUCGUUUGAGGGGGCGUGUUAGUGUUGUGGUAUAUGAUCCACGAUUUAACCUCUCCCAACAACUCGAGUUAUUGGGAUCAACUGGUUCUUGACAGCAUGGACAUAUGUUUUAUUGUGUUGGGCAUAACGGAAAUGUAGUGAGAUCUUAGAAUCAAAAAUAUAGAAAAUGAUUUCACUCUAACAUUCACCUGCUUGUGAGCAUUCAAAAAUCGGUUUAUGGUAUUACUGCAGAUGUACAUGCAGCAGCAGCAACGCUUCUGUGAUGAGGAAGAUGCUUCAAUAAUAUUCCAACGAUCGGACAAGUACAAACCCUAGACCUAAUUUCCCCAUUAGGGUUCAACUAUAGCUAGCUAGCUGCUUUUGUUGAGAGGCACACAAGUAAGUAGUUCAAUAUAUUUUGUAGCAGACGAGGUGGUGAAAGUACAAGUUGAGGGUGGAUCCUUUUUCCUUUUCUCAAUGCUUUUUUUCAUCUGGAAAUGUGUUGCCUGGCUUGCUAGCAUUUUUCAUCCAAUUAUAUGCAGCUACCUGCCUCCCUUCCACUUCUAGCUAGGGUUUACAUGCAUGCCCACCACUUCUUUCCUUUCCUUUUGCUUUUUUUAACUGUCUAUUUAUUUAUGGGGUUUUGUGUGUUCUUGGAAAUGCAAGUGUUGGACUUAUUAUUAUGCAAGUGUUGGUAUGUGGCUUGGUGGUGGUGAUCCUUGGCCAGCUUUGUUGGGGCAAUUUGAAAUUACAAAUGUUGUUGUGGAGAAACGGGAAAGGAAUUUCAUUGUCUUUGGAAGGUGACUGACUGUAAUGAUGGGUAGGGUUUGCCAAAUAUAGGCCUGGUCUACUUAUCUAUAGCCUUGGUCCUGUUUUGGAAAUAGUCAUUGGCUUGCUAGCUGUUACUUCCUAUGUAGUAUUCACCCUUAAUCAUCUUGCUUUCUUGCUUGCAUGCUCUUCUUUUGGGUUUUAGUAGCUAUGGGUGUUGUCCAUGUCGUUUUGUCUUUUGGAGGCUAUACAUUCAAGCCAACUUGGUCAUGUUAAUAAUAGUAAUGAAUGAAUGUGGACAUGUGGUCCAUGUGUUGUUGUGACUUCAACCUUUUGGAGUCGCCCUAAUUGACUUGAUUCUAUCAAGCAAGUACAGUGGGAAACUAUUUAAAUAAUUAUUAGUUAUGGGCCCGACCAGAUUUAUACUCCAAUUGCGUAAAUAGUCGUAUGAAUUUGUAUGUAAGAUUCGCGCUUCUUUGUUAGUAUACGAUAAUCUAGAUCUUUUAAAUUAUCGAACAUUCAAAUUUGAUGGUAGCAUAAAAACAUCAAAAUUAUUAAAAAUACUUCAACCAUUCAAAAGGUUCAACAUCAUAGUAUUUUGCGACAUCCUAACCGAUUUAUCAUAAAUACCAUUUGUUUUCUCGAAAGUAAUUUGUGAUGAAGCUGCGCAAUAUUAUUCGAAAGUUUGCUAAAACAUACAUGGUCUUCAAUUCCACCUUCUGAAUCACAACUUAAAAUCUUCAUUCCAUGAUGUGUUGUAACUCGUGACAACGCAACAAAAAGUUGGUCGUGAGAGAACACAUGCUUUUUCAAGCAAAGCAAACUACAAUAAGAUAUUGUCUGUUAACCAAUGUGAAAUCCAAACUUUUGUAAUGAGAAGAAAAUUUAAUCUGAGGUAGAAAAACCUUAUGACCAAUAUGAGUACAUGUUAGAAUCUCCACUUCAAUAAACCAUGUGCCAAGUCUCUUGAUUAUCAUCCUUGUACCAUUGCAGAGACCUAUAUUUUGAUCCAUGUUUCUUAAUAAAAUAACGGGGAAAUUUUCAACCUAAUAUAAUGGUCUUUGAAAUUACUAAUCUUGAAUGUAUUGAGAAACUCACUGAAUAAUCUCCCUCAAUAUGAUGCUUGUUAUCGGGAUCAACCUCAAUUGAAACUAAACCACGAUAACAAACUUCAUCUCCUGGAACCCUUUUCCAUCACAUAAUUAGUAAUUUUCAAUACUUUUUCAUGAUGUGGAGAAAAUAUAGCACGAUGAACCACAUAAGUUCCUUAACUGUAAUUCAAAUGGAGAUCGCUGUACAAAUGAUUCACAAUUUCAUCAAUUUUAUCUCCUUGAUCAUGUUAAAUGCUCAAAGAAGUUGGAAUGAGAUCAUUGACUCCCCAAAAACAUUGGACCCCACUCCACCUACUGCAAAAUCAAUAUGUUGAAUUCUUCAAACUUAAUAGAUUCUUUAAGGCCUCAAUUUUCGGGGUAUAAUCUCAUAUUUUGAGAGAGUUUCAAAACUUUUAGUGAAGGCCAUAGUAUAACCUGUUGAUAGAAGAAUUGCAAUAUUUGUUUGGGUUCCCUUACCAAUUAAUGGCAAUAUUUUCUGAAAAUAUACACUGAACACAAAAAUUCCUCCAAAGGUCAUGUCUAUUCACUGCUUUAAUAUUAUGAUUAUGAGCUAUCAGAGCUUCAUCCCAAAUAAUAAGAGAAGCAUUAAAAAUCAACUAUGCUAACUCGCUUCCUUAUUCAAUAUAACAUGUUGAUUUUGAGUCACCGUCAAUUGAAAUGUAGAAUUGAGAAUGAGCAAUUCUACCUCCAACCAUUAGUAAAAGUUGCAAUAUCAAAAGAAGCAAUGCACAACACUAUUUUCUUUUCCGCCCAUAAUUUCAGACAAAUAACUUUCUAUAAUAAAUGUCUUCCCUAUACUUGCAAAUUCAUCAACAAAGAAGCAGUUCUCACUUCCUUCCUCCACAGUUUGAAUAAUUUAAUUAAAUGCCUACAUUUGCUCCGAAUUCAAUUUUGGAUACAAUGUACCGAACUCCUUCAUUAAAUAUUCUACAUUGUCAUGUAACUCUUUGACUAUCAUUCAAUUUUCAGAAUUUGACCUCAAGGCUCAAAUAACCCAAAUUAAUGUGCAAGAUAUACUUUUAUUUGAUAAUAUAAAGUAACCGAAAUUAUUCAAUUACCGAAAAACUCAAAAUCCACAAUUGAAAGUUAAAAAAUCAAACCCAUUCAAAUGAACCAAUUCGUAAAUCACACUUCAAUUUACUUCUCACUGUCAAAAUUUACAUACUUAUAUAAAGGACUACCUGUAUGCAAUGCAGUCAAAGUUGGAAUUUUACCUAAAAUUGAAAACUUGAGCAAAAUCAGAAUCGUAAACUCUUAAGAUUUUAAACUUCAUAUAGAAACUAACAUAUAGUAAUAUUUAUAAGGUGAAUUAUUAAUAACACAAAGACAAAUAACAUUUAAAAUAAUAAUUCUCAAGAUUAAUGUUUCAAACUCAUCAUUUUACUUAUUAUUUAAUGCAUAACUCAAAAUAAUUCUUGAGUAAGGGAUAGAGCUCAUUGGGGUUUGGGCCUAGGGAUGGCAACAAAACCCGAACCCACGGGUACCCACCCGACCCAACCCGGUCAACACGGGUUUUACCCGUGUUGACGGGUUUUGGGCCGGGUUUGGGUUUAAACCCGCUACACUAUUCAUCGGGUCGGGUUGGGUUUGGGUUUAGGUAAACCCGCCCCAUGCGUACCCGCCCACACACAUAUAAUUACUUUCCCGGUAUAUUUAAUACUCUAAAUAAUAUAUCUUCCUUGAACAAUUAAUAUUCUUUAUGUUUGUGGAGACAUAUAUAAUUUGUUGUUUCUAAUUGUUUAGAAUGAAGUUGAUAUUAUGAAGUGGAGAGUGAAGAAACUUAGUUGACGAGUAAGAAGCUUUCAAUUAAUCUUAUUGUUUAUAGAUGUUUAUCUUUAAUUUUGAUCAAUUUGUAUUGAUCAUUUGCGGUUUGCUUGUAUGCUCUAGAUUGGUGUUUUUUGUAUGAAUAAUUUGUAUGAGAAAAUUAAUGUUAAACUAUUAUUUUGAAAGAAACUUGUUAUUGUAAAUUUUUUACCACAAAAACCCACGGGUACCCAUGAACCCGCGGAUACCCAGCGGGUUGGGUUGGGUUUGAGUUUUUCAAACCCAGCGGGUUUUACCCCGGGUUUUUUUAACGGAUAAACCCAUGGGUUUGGGUUUGGGUUUGACAAAACCCGCCCCAACCCGACCCAUUGCCAUCCCUAUUUGGCUCUUGUUUUUCAUGUUGUUGUCUAGGUAACUCAAAUUAGUUCUUCAUACCGUUUAAUUCCAACAUUGUCUGCUAAGCAUGAUUUAAAAUUAAUAAUAAAUGAAUUGCAAUCGAAUCAUUAACUUUAGUGGCAUGGUACAAAUACAUUUAUUGAUCAAUUAAUUAGUUAAUAAUGAUGUUAAUUCUUAUGUACGUACAAUAUUAGGACAACUAUUUUACCGAUGAGUUCAAAAGGGCGAAGGAAAAGGGAUUGACCGAGCCUUAAUUUGGUUAUAAUUUUCUCUUUUCAAAUAUUUUUUAAUAAGAAAAAUACCUGAGAAGCUUCCAGUUAGUGCCCUUUCCUCCGAAGUAGUUUCAAUUCUUUUAAAUUUGCUCAAACAACCUAUUUUGUUCUCAUACAAUUUUAUUCUCAAUUUUGAUACAAUUUUACGAUUUUAACGGUUUUAAUCCAGAUUUUAAACAAAUUUAAGUUCUAGCGAUUUUAUAGUAAAAUCACGAUUGAGAUUUCUAAAUAAAAUCCCAAAAUCGUACGACUUUACUAUCGAAAUAUUGAUUUUGAAUGCAUUGCCUGUAUUUAAUGAAGUUAAAAUCAAUAAUACAACUCGAGAUAUUCAAAUAAUUUAAUGUUUAAGUAACAAAAAUGUAUUGAAAUCUUAGAGUGUUAUAUAUGGAAUCUUAAAGCAUUAUAUAUGGAAUCUUCAAAUUAGCAUUCACCAUAUUUCAUUUAAUAUAUUUCAAAAAGCUAGAUUUUUUUUAAUUUUGAUGAUAAUCUUAUCCACUUUGCCUAAAUAAAAAUAUGUAAAAAAUCCAAAACACUAAACACACGUCUCAGUCUCACACUUAAACUUCACAAAAAUCAAUUUUACAAAUAAAGAAUAAUAAAAUUAGUACUUUAGCUUUAUUAUAUGAUGGAGGCCCUCACUUAUUCCCAAUCGUGUCGCUGAAAGUCUGAAACAUGAGAGUUGAAUUAAAGACAAAUACCUUAGAGCCCCUCCCUGUUCUGCGCAGGAGGCAGAAAUGUUGGAUUUUAUGGGGUUCCGGAGAAAAACCUCCAUAUCGUAAUUGUUAUAUAUGGACCACAAAUAUAUGUUCUAGUGGAUUUUAUAUAUAAAAGACUUUACCAAAUCUCAAUAUAAGACCAUAUAUUCGUCACUUAGGAGUGUAGUUCGAUGCAAAAUCUUGAUAUAGGAACGCUGAUGAUAUUGCCUAGUCUUAAUUUGGUGUUUACAAUAUAUAUAAAUUGGUGAUAUGAUUAGCUAGACUCAUGAAAAGUUUUCGUGUAUGGUAUCUUAGUAAAAUAUUUUUCAAUAUGUUCUUAUCGACAGAGUCAGAAGUUUGAAUGAGGAGUACUGAUUUGAAUCGUGACAAUUAGGGGGAGAAAAAGCUAUGACCUUACUGUUUUCUAAAUUUUUACAAAUUUUACAUCUAUACGGAUUGUUUUAAGUACCCUUAUAAUUUCAUUCAUUCAGGACAUUGUACAUAUGGAUGGAUAUGAUGCAGUAGUUCAUCCUCAUCUGGUUUCGUCAUUGUUCUACGUACCGUCGUUCUCUUUGUCGUGGUUGUAUUAUACAGACGCGAUUUCUUGUAAUUGCCCAAUCGUUUCUGGGCUUUCGGUUGGGCCUUUCUCAAAUCCUAUUUACGAAAGGGAUUUGAUUUUCGCCUGGAGUGGAUUCUCACUACGAGACGAGGAGUCAUAAGCUCCAUAUUAUUUAUCUCAGAUUGGAACAUGAAAUUUUCUUUUUGCUCAUUUUAGUGCAUGGAUUUCCAAUCGAAUGAUCAUCGCAACUUUUAUUUAUAAAAUAUAAUCAUAUAUAUUGAUCAAAUAAUAGAUAAUUACAUCCUGAAAUUUAGCCAGGCCAUAAAAUCAAAGAAGCGACUCGUAAUCGGAUACAAUUGAAGGGCCUUUCUAGUUACCAAGUGGGCUACCCUAAUACUUGUUCGAAUAAGUUGACGACUUUAAUGUUUUAAGGCCUUUCUAUUGAGAAAGCUUGGAUACAAAGAAGACAGUUGUGUAGUGGCAGGAGCCAAAAGUAGUUAGAAGGAGUCAUAAGCUCCAUAUUAUUUAUCUCAGAUUGGAACAUGAAAUUUUCUUUUUGCUCAUUUUAGUGCAUGGAUUUCCAAUCGAAUGAUCAUCGUAACUUUUAUUUAUAAAAUAUAAUCAUAUAUAUUGAUCAAAUAAUAGAUAAUUACAUCCUGAAAUUUAGCCAGACCAUAAAAUCAAAGAAUCGACUCGUAAUCGGAUACAAUUGAAGGGCCUUUCUAGUUACCAAGUGGGCUACCCUAAUACUUGUUCGAAUAAGUUGACGACUUUAAUGUUUUAAGGCCUUUCUAUUGAGAAAGCUUGGAUACAAAGAAGACAGUUGUGUAGUGGCAGGAGCCAAAAGUAGUUAGAAGGAGUCAUAAGCUCCAUAUUAUUUAUCUCAGAUUGGAACAUGAAAUUUUCUUUUUGCUCAUUUUAGUGCAUGGAUUUCCAAUCGAAUGAUCAUCGUAACUUUUAUUUAUAAAAUAUAAUCAUAUAUAUUGAUCAAAUAAUAGAUAAUUACAUCCUGAAAUUUAGCCAGGCCAUAAAAUCAAAGAAGCGACUCGUAAUCGGAUACAAUUGAAGGGCCUUUCUAGUUACCAAGUGGGCUACCCUAAUACUUGUUCGAAUAAGUUGACGACUUUAAUGUUUUAAGGCCUUUCUAUUGAGAAAGCUUGGAUACAAAGAAGACAGUUGUGUAGUGGCAGGAGCCAAAAGUAGUUAGAAGGGGCUGCUGAUAUGUAGGACGUGGGUUAGUGGUUAGAAAGUUGAGACGGGUUUGCAGCUUACAAAUUCUAUUUAUGCUUGUUUUUCCAUUCAAUAAGAUCAAGUCAGUUUUUGCUCCAUUUUGUUUUACACUGUGGUAUCAGAGCCUUAUACGGUAAACCUAAGUGAUCCGAGUUUCGGUGGCGGUGGCCAUGUUGGUCAUCACCCGCCUAUUGAGUGAUCAAAAGAAAGUAGUAAAGAAGCAAGUCGAGGUCCUUAAACGAGUUAGGGAUUCUGCUGAUAUGAAUUUGUCGAUUAGGGUGAGUGAAAUUGAAGUUCUGAAAGUUGAGAUUGAGCAAAUUCUUAGUGAGAAGAAUGUGAUUGAAACUAAGAAGAGUGAUCAGAUCAUCAAGAUUGGUUGUUUGGAGGAAGAAAUUUCGGGAUAGAAGGAUUUUGCGUUGAGUUAUACGAUUGAGAAUGGCCUCCUAACAUUAAAGUAGUUUGUUUCUGCAACAUCUGCGAUACUCUCAUCGUACCGCUAGCACCUCCAUAAACGCCACCAGCGGAGACUGCAACGAGACCUCUAUGGCGAGCUUCUAGGAUUAUUGUUCUUCGUACGACGAGAAGGACCUGUUGGAGAAGGCCAAAUAGAAGAAGUCGGGGCAGAAAGUGUGCCAAUGUAAAAAGGGGAAAACCCAAAAGAAAAGCACAAAUCAGAUCUUGUGCUGAAGUUGGCAAGUUAAAAGUGAAAACCAGUCAUGCGUUGAAGGUGUUCGAAGAAACUACCGACUAGGAAUAAGAAGGGGAGUUAGGUUCGUGAGGAGAGUGGCCUGACUAAAGUUGCAUAGAGUGAAGGAGUUGAAGCUCUGGAAGAUGUAGAGUCUUAGUCGUACUUGUGCUUGAAGACUGCAGAAGGAAGGGUUGUUCCAUGGUGAGACACCAUCGAGGAGAAUGGUGGUGGAGGAAUGGGAAGGUUGCGCAAGUCACAGGGGAAAGAGUAAGAAGGAGAAGAGAAGAUGAAGGCAUGGCGAUUGAAGAGAGAAUUUGGUGGUGGUUGUUAUUCAUCAUUGUUGGAAUCAUUAUCAUCCGAGUGAUGUUGGGGUUUUCCAGGUUCCAGAGUGGUUCAUAAUUAGCUCAAUAAAAAUACAUAUGGGCUAUGGCUGUGGGAAGGAAGUGAUUAAUGGUGGAAGGAAAAUUACUGCUAAGAGUUGGAGAAGAAGAAGAUUGCAGGGGACGAGAAAUGGGCAUUGUAAAUGAAAAUUCUGCUUCACAUUGUUGGCCAAUAGGGAACAAAGAAUCAUACAGCCACGACUCACUGAGCGGGGACUUGGUGACACCCAAGAGAGGUGGAGUCUAUAGUUUGGAGUUCAUCUCUUAGUUGUGAUGGCAGAAAAGCGGCCGCUUCAGGUGAAGAAUUCGCCCAUGUCGGAGUUCCAGCGAGCUAACCUAAUACAUUGGAGAAGAAGGCAGUAGAAUGAGGUUGAAUCUUUGAAGAACCCUAAUGGUGUGAUUGAGAAGAAUCUUGCAGAAGCUCUUCUUGACAAGAUGAAGUACCUCAUGAUUGUUUAUGAGAAGACCAGUCAGCAUGAGAAGAUUCCAUCUGUAAUACAGGAAAUGAAGGUCGAUAAUGUGAUGACUGAAUUUUUUUCUUGCAACAUGUAGAUGAGGAAUCUGGCGACUGCCCGUAAUAUAUCCGGUGUUGAGAAAGUGAUUGAAGAAAUGGAGGAGGGAUGGUUCCGGGCGCUUGUUUGUAAUUAAGAGGAGUUGGUGUCAUGACAAUCUAACGAUUAUAAUUAAUCAAAGGUGCUACUAUUGUGACUGAGUAUUUCAUCGUACUCAAGGUAGCAGUUGCUGGUCAGCAAUGGUGAUGUGGUGUACCAGUAGUUGAGAGUUGGGAAAAGUUGCCGAAACCAAAGAUCAGGGAUCCAAACAAGAAAGAAACGAUGGAAGGAGCUCGAUAUUACAGAUUGGAGCUCUUAUUGUUGGUUAGACUCAAUUGAUCCAGUCGAAAAAUGAUUAAGAGGAAGCUGGAUAUGGUGAAGGCAGAAAUGCAGCAUCUUCUGUCUUUCUCCAGAUGCAGUGAUUGAAAGCAGAAGGUGGUAAUAGUGCACUGAACUGAAGCUUUCUUCAAUAGGCUUCAGUUGAGGGGAGGAAUGACAACUGCGAUAACUAUGCAAAAGAGUUGGGAUGGGUUCUGUGAUUGUCUACGUUUGCCUUUGGGAGCUGCAACUCAAGAAGAAACAAGCAAAGUAAGU